AUGGGCAUGAACCAAGCUUACGAACCAAAUAGGGAGCCUGAAAUCCUGUCUUGUGUUCUGGAGUAUCUGUACAAGGGCGAUUAUUAUCCACGCCUGCUGCAUGGCAAGCGUCGAGACUCUUGGCACCUCGAGAAUGCUCAGGAUACCAGUAACAACGGAGGCCGCGGGUCGAGCGAGGCAACGUUCUUCCACCCUGGAGUAGGAGACGUUGUGCUCCGUGACACGGUGGUCUACUGUGUUGCCGAGAAGUACGGCUUGGAAGACCUGAAGCGCCUUGCUCUCCGAAAGCAGGGCCUUCAGAUGGGUAUUCCAGCCGACGUGAUCUUGCGAUCUGCUCGGUAUGCGUAUGACAACACACCGGACUCGGAGUCUCGACUGCGCGCUCACUACCUGGCUCUCAUCAUCCGCACUCGCAGGACUUUUAAGAGAAGUGGAACCAUGCAGAUGGAAAUGGAGAUGGGUGGCAAGAUGUUUUUUGAUCUGUUCGUGGCAAUGUGCAACCACAUGGACGACCUCGUGGAGAUCCGCCCCAAGCGGAACCGUGGGUUGUUCUAA
Messenger RNA from Penicillium daleae, 555 nucleotides. RefSeq lists its product as uncharacterized. NCBI's taxonomy places the organism in Eukaryota, Fungi, Ascomycota, Eurotiomycetes, Eurotiales, Aspergillaceae. The transcript is spliced from 2 exons. Bases 1 to 555 code for a protein of 184 amino acids. The record is from RefSeq and is a predicted model, not a curated record.